CCAUCUCCCUCCACCAUUUCCAUCUUCGCCUCCUCGAACACCCAGAAGAAACCAGCAUCUUUGAUCUACCGUUGUUGACCCCGCCGGAGAGCGAUUAACAUAUAAAUUAAAACAUCAAAAACCGGCACAAUGGCAACCAACAUAACCUGGCACCCGUCGCUGUCGCGCAGCGAGCGCGCCGCCUACCGGGGGCAGCGGGGGCUGACGCUGUGGUUCACGGGGCUGUCGGCGUCGGGGAAGUCGACGGUGGCGGUGGCGCUGGAGCAGCACCUGCUGCACCUGGGGGUGGCGGCGUACCGGCUGGACGGGGACAACGUGCGGUUCGGGCUGAACAAGGACCUGGGGUUCUCGGACGGGGACCGGGCGGAGAACAUCCGGCGGGUGGCCGAGGUGGCGCGGCUGUUCGCGGACGCGGCGGUGGUGGCCAUCGCGUCCUUCAUCUCGCCGUUCCGCGCGGACCGCGAGCUCGCCCGCGCGCUGCACGCGAGCCACGAGCACGACGCCGACGGCCCGCUCCCCUUCGUCGAGGUCUUCGUCGACGUGCCCCUCGCCGUCGCCGAGGCCCGCGACCCCAAGGGCCUCUACCGCCGCGCCCGCGCCGGCGAGGUCAAGCACUUCACCGGCAUCGACUCCCCCUACGAGCCCCCCGAGAACCCCGACAUCGUCCUCCGCACCGACCAGGCCUCCGUCGAGGACUGCGUCGCCCAGGUCGUCCGCUGGCUCGAGGACCGCGGCCUCAUCCCCGCCGGCAAGACCCCCGUCGCCGACGUCCCGCCCGCCCCCUAAGCCGGCCCCCCCCGGCGGGGGCCGGUUGGCUAGCUAGCUAGCUAGCCGCGGGGCAAUGUCGCCCCGUAGGGUUGGGCGUUAGUAG
Molecule: messenger RNA, 871 nt
Organism: Durotheca rogersii
Lineage: Eukaryota; Fungi; Ascomycota; Sordariomycetes; Xylariales; Xylariaceae
Product: adenylylsulfate kinase
Exons: 2
Coding region: 130-786 (218 amino acids)
Biological process (GO): sulfate assimilation
Molecular function (GO): adenylylsulfate kinase activity; ATP binding
Source: RefSeq, a predicted model, not a curated record